Phyllostomus hastatus (greater spear-nosed bat) is the source of this 2068-nucleotide messenger RNA. It is a transcript of the gene PLPP7, whose product is annotated as phospholipid phosphatase 7 (inactive). The coding region runs from base 298 to 1113 and encodes 271 amino acids. Gene Ontology annotation, molecular function: sphingosine-1-phosphate phosphatase activity. Gene Ontology annotation, cellular component: nuclear envelope. Lineage: Eukaryota; Metazoa; Chordata; Mammalia; Chiroptera; Phyllostomidae. The record is from RefSeq and is a predicted model, not a curated record. The transcript is spliced from 2 exons.
UAGCCCAGGCCCGAGGCCGCGGCGGCAGCUGCGGCCUCCUCCGCCUCCCCGGUGGCCCCAUUGGCGCAGGCGGGCGUCGGUGGGCUCGAUUGGCUGCCCAGCUGGCACGGACGCCCCUCGGAGCCCGGCGGCGGCCGGAGGUAAACAGCCAUGUGCGGUUCGGCUCUCUAUAUUUAACAGCCGCCGCGGAGGAGGCAGAGAGGCCGGGAGCGGUGGCGGCUCCGGGGGCAGCGCCUACGUCGGGAAGAAGGCCCUCGCAGCGCGGCUGGCACCGGCCCUCGCGGUGUCGGCGUCGCCAUGCCCGCCUCGCAGAGCCGGGCCCGCGCCCGGGACCGCAACAACGUCCUCAAUCGGGCCGAGUUCCUGUCCCUGAACCAGCCCCCCAAGGGGGCCCCGGAGCCCCGCAGCUCGGGUAGGAAGGCUUCCGGCCCCUCGGCGCAGCCCCCGCCCCCCGGCGACGGGGCCCGGGAGCGGCGCCAGUCCCAGCAGCUGCCCGAGGAGGACUGCAUGCAGCUGAACCCCUCAUUCAAGGGCAUCGCCUUCAACUCCCUGCUGGCCAUCGACAUCUGCAUGUCCAAGAGGCUGGGGGUGUGUGCCGGCCGGGCCGCGUCCUGGGCGGGCGCCCGCUCUAUGGUCAAGCUCAUCGGCAUCACGGGCCACGGCAUCCCCUGGAUCGGGGGCACCAUCCUCUGCCUGGUGAAGAGCAGCACGCUGGCCGGCCAGGAGGUGCUCAUGAACCUGCUUCUGGCCCUGCUCCUGGACAUCAUGACCGUGGCCGGCGUGCAGAAGCUCAUCAAGCGGCGUGGCCCCUUUGAGACGAGCCCCAGCCUCCUGGACUACCUCACCAUGGACGUGUACGCCUUCCCCGCCGGGCACGCCAGCCGCGCGGCCAUGGUGUCCAAGUUCUUCCUCAGCCACCUGGUGCUGGCGGUGCCCCUGCGCAUCCUGCUGGUGCUCUGGGCCUUCUGCGUGGGCCUGUCACGCGUGAUGAUCGGGCGCCACCACAUCACGGACGUCAUCUCGGGCUUCGUCAUCGGCUACCUUCAGUUCCGCCUGGUGGAGCUGGUCUGGAUGUCCUCCAACACCUGCCAGAUGCUCAUCUCCGCCUGGUGAGCCCAUGCCCGCGGCUUGCGGCUUGCGGCGGUGGCGGCGGCGGCGGCGGCCGCCGGAGAGAGCUGGCAGGAAGUGGGCAGGAAGCGGCAAGGCCAGCAGGGACGGGCGGACUGCGCAGCCCCACCUCCUCUUCUCCCUCCUGGCCGGACGCUGGUGACCUCAGGCGGGCCCAGCUGGUGACCGGUGGGCAUGUCUGGAAGCACCGGGGCCCCUGCUCUUUAGCUGGGGCUCCAAGUCCCUCUCCAGGCAGCCCCGAGUCCUGCGUGGGGACACCUCUGCUUCGCUUCUGCAGUGGAGGUAGCCGGCGAGAACCCAGCCGGCAGGAGAGGGGCGGAGUCUCAUUCUUGCAUCAUCACAUGACUGUUGAGUUCUUGGCCACGCCCACCAGGCCACAGUUCGAGGCCCCGCAAAGUUCCCCCGACCUACCACCCAGCACGGGUGCCAUGCAGGGCCAUUGAUAGCUUAGGGCAGCCCUUUGCACAGGGUGCCCCACGGGACAGCGGCUUGGGGAGGAAAAGGGUUUUGUGGUCAACUAAAUUUGGGGAAAGCUGCACCCUCUGCCUCGUGUCGGCUGUCCGCCAGGGUGGCUACUGUCGCAAAGCCUCCGCCAGGCCCUGCAGAGCAGCCACCUGUCCAAGUGGGAGGCGCCCCACGUUUCCUGAGCUUAUUUGACCACAGGGCCCUUUUCUCCUGGGACAGCUGCCGACUCCUAAGGGGCCGCUGUCUCCUCCAGCCCAUGUGGGGAGACGCUGCCCCGCAGCGGAGGGGCCUGAGGUGCGAGCUGGCCUCUCCCAGCGCUGAGCAGGGCCACAGCCGGUGGGAAGCCCACGGCCUGUGGGCGUCGGCGCCACUUUGGCCCCCAGGGGCCGGACUCCGUGUGACCUAAUAGGUCGUUUCCAAGUCAGCCGUUAUGGAGGUGCAUUUCAUGUGACAAUACAGAUGAUAUGCAAGCAGA